CAGCUGCCGAAGGAAGAGGAGGGGGCGGAUGGGAUAACCCGUUGUGUGCUCGCCGGUUGGAAAAGCGCGAGUGGGAAGCCGCGAAUAAGCAGCCAAAGGGAAAGUGCUGCGGUGCUUAACUACUUCAGAUGGCUUUCUGGAUAGGAGUGGAUCAGCUGUGGCAUUAGCAUCCCGUUUCUCCAGAUACAUUCCUGGAGCGCUUGUUCUCUCUGUGUGUUCCUCUCUCUCUUCCCACAACUCACUUCAAUGCCUGCACGGAAGAAUAAGCUGGUCAGAGGCGUCUUUCAGUCUCGUUCGCUCUCCAGUCUGUAAUAGGCUUCUAUCCAAGUAUUGUGGGGGGCAGCAGGGGCAGCUGCUGUUGGUUUUCUUCCCCCCCCCACCUAUAAACAAGUCAAGUCUCUCUCCUUUUGACAAUGAUGAAGACUGAAGGCAAAGGAGAGAGGACUUUAAGAAGUGCUUCUCCACACAGAAAUGCCUAUAAAGCUGAUUUUCAUGCUAUUAAAUGCAGUUUUGAUUCAGUGAAUAAUGAUAAUGCUUCAAACAAAUCUGGCCCCCAGCAAAAGCUAACAAGCUCAUCCAAUGGAGGAGGUAAUGAUCCACAUGUUCGUGGCAGAGCUGUUAACUAUGGCAACAGAGUACACAAGAUCAAAAAUAUGUUUAUGCAGAUGGGUGGCUCUUCCACUCCAACUUGUGAGAACAGCCCACCUUCUGAGCCCAAAAUUCUCACCAAAACAGCUUCAACCGACCCUGCACCUCCUUCUCCCAGUAGCCCAUCUUUCCUCUGUGUACAGAAAAAUAACAUGAUCAAUAUUAGCUCUAUCCCCUUCACCAGUCCCCCGGAUUCUUUACCUUCAGCUUCAUUCACUGAGAAAAUUAUCUGCAGCAAUGAUGAGGGAAAUCUUGACAAAGCUGCUCUAGCAGAGAAGUUUUCCGAGACGAGGAAACUAUUUGAAAGGAAUGUGAAGCCAAGCUCAUUGGACAAAUGUACUUCCAGCAAAGGGGAAAGGACUGAAGAUAGGAGGAGACAUGGAUCUGCCUCUUCUGACUGUAGUAAUGUGAUAGAUCACUUUAAUUUCAAUACUGAUGUGAGCUCUCAGGUUGCCGUAGACAAAGCAGAGAGUCAAGGAAGCAGUGAACACAAAUUGCAGCAGUCAAGUGGUAGCUGUAGAUCCUCCUUGCUGAAUGCUGGACCUAUUUCUAGAAGACUGGAAAGUUUCUUGGCUGAUAGUGAUAGUGAGGAAUCCAAAGACACUUUGAAAAAUGAGGGUUCUCCUAGCUCUGUCCAGACAGUGUCUUGCAGCUGGGAAUCGCCAGUGGUUACAGAAGAACUAUGCUUGAGGCAGAAUCAGCCUAAUGUGCCACCUGAUCUUUUGAGUAGCAGCAGUGUUAGCAAAAGAGAAGAAUGGAGUAAGACCACUGAGGAAGCAUCAGAAAGAGAUCAAGCAACUUCUAAAAGGAGCCAGCAGUAUACAACCAACACUCCCACUAAAGUUGAUAGAGCCCCCAUAAAAAUCUCCCAGGUAGAAGUAGUUAGAGCUGAAUUGAUUAUGGUGCAGAAUAGAACUUUAAGCAAUGACAAUGAAGUUGUGGGAGAAGUUAAUGUCUUCCAGAAGGAGAAACCACUCAGAUUCCCAAGUUGGGAAGGGGAAGGAAGUGGCCUUAGUUUUGAGGAAAUGGAGAAACUUAGUGUGUGCAGUGAGGCCAGUCAGAAAGGAGUGAGAGAGAGUGUAUCUCUGGAGGAAGUUCAAACAAAAGAGAAGGACCAUGUAGAACAAGUAGGGGAUAGUGAAGACGAAGAAGGACAAGAAGUAGAACAGAGAGAGAAUUUUAGUAGAUUUUGUUCCAGUGCUUUUGGGAUAGAGAAUGCUGCUUUUGAUGAUGAGAAAGAAACAGAGUCAUGUAGUCAGGGCCCUGAAGGGGAAGAAACUUUGCCAGAGGAGGAAUACAACUAUGAAAGUGAUUAUGAGGAAUUUCCUGGACUCUCUGAGGAAGAAGAUCCUGAUCCAGAUAGAAAAGUGAAGUUUUCCUCAGCCCCAAUCAAGGUGUUCAGUACUUACUCUAAUGAAGACUAUGAUAGACGUAACGAAGAGGUUGAUCCUGUGGCAGCAUCAGCAGAGUAUGAACUUGAAAAAAGGGUGGAGAAAAUGGAGGUUUUUCCUGUGGAAAUUGAAAAAGGUGCAAAAGUUAAAUGUGACAGUGGCUUAGGUAUCAGUAUAAUUGGAAUGGGUGUUGGAGCAGAUCAAGGAUUGGAAAAGCUUGGAAUCUUUGUAAAAACAAUAACUGAAGGUGGAGCUGCUCAGAAAGAUGGUCGAAUCCAAGUAAAUGAUCAGAUCGUUGAGGUUGAUGGUAUAAGUCUUGUAGGAGUAACCCAAUUCUUUGCAGCAACUGUACUAAAAAAUACAAAAGGCACUGUCAGGUUUCUGAUUGGAAGAGAAAAACCAGGAACUCAGAGUGAAGUAGCUCGCCUUAUCAGUGAGACUUUGGAACAGGAGAGAUGCUUAUAUGAGCAGCAAUUUGCCCAUGAUGAUACAGAACAGGAUGAUGAUUACGAUGAUGACGAAGAUUCGUUUGAAUCACAUUUACACGGAAAAUCUGUGGAAGUGUUUUAUCUUCCUGAAAAUGAAGAUAUUAAUUUGCCCCUGGACAUGGAUUCUACACAAUUUCUGCUGAAAUUUAAAGAGCUACAGUUAAAACAUGCCGUUACAACAGCUGAAGUUAACCAACUCAAGGAAAAGUUAAAAGCAACAGAAGCUGAAAAGAUUGAAUGGGAGUUAAGUAAAUCCCAGCUCCAGGAAACUUUAGAUGAGAACAAAGAAAAAAUAAAGAAGUUGGAGACCUAUUGGUUAGAAGCACAGAGUUUAUGUAAAACAGUAAAUGAACAUCUUAAAGAAACUCAGGAACAAUAUGAUGCCCUGGAGAAAAAAUACAACAAAGCCAAGAAAUUACUCAAAGAAUAUCAGCAGAAAGAAGUAGAACUCAUAAAAAAAGAAGAGGAUCAUACAAAAGUUCUUGAAGAGAGAAACCUGGAGCAUGCAAAUCAGCUGAAAAUAUUGCGGGAGAAGAUUACAGAGCUUGAAGAUAAAUUAAAAAUAUACGAGAAACUUCCUUAUCUGUUUGGGAAUAGUGUUUUAUUAGAAACUGGCACCUCAAGUCCUGAACAACUCACAGAGCAUUUUGAAGUAAAAGGUGAUGUUCAGGAAAUCGAAGCUUCAAUGGAGAAAUUAGAUUUUUCUGAUUUUGAUACCUUUGUGGGGGACACACCAAGGUUAGACACGAGUGCACAUAAAGCAAAAGCUCAGCUUGCCUUGAAAGUAAAACGUCAGCCACCUUCUCGGUCAAAGCUAAAAGAAUCUCUUGGGGCUGGACAAAAAGAUAUAAACUCACAGGAUGUGGAUGAUGAUGAUAAUGAUGAUGAUGACAUUGAGGAAAAUAUCCAGACCAAGUCUUCAGAAGUGACAGAAAAGUUAACUUCAUCACAGCAGAGUGACGUAGAACAAAGAGUUGAUAAACGUGAGCGUGCUGAAAGCACUGACAGUUUGUUAGAAUCAAGUCCAUCUGUUUCUGUGCACUCUUCCCCAGUGUAUAAACCACACACAGAAAAUAGUUCCGAAGCAAGCCAUUCAGCAACUAAUGAUGAUACUACUCCAAAUUCUCCUUCAGGAUACUGCAGAAAUGUUAAGCACAGGGAAUCAAAAGGAAAAGGAAAAGUGAACAAAGAUGACAAAAGAACUGAAGAAAAAACUGAAUCCAGUGAAGGUGCUUCUGGGGGAAAGUCCAAACGACGUUUUCCAGAUUUUGGGGGCCUAAGAAAAUCUGGCGGCAAAGGCAAGAAGCAAGAAAAAGAAAAUACAAGGGGCUCUCUUGACAGCCGGGGCUCCCGGGAAUUACUGGAAGACUCCGUCAACAAUUUAUCUGCAUCAGAUUCAGAUUCUCCUAUUCCCACUUGCAUGCCUUUUUCUUGGUUUGGAGACAGCCAUAAAGAACACAGUUCUAGUAGCACCCUGAGCUUUUCCCAGGGUGGCCAUGAUGUUGUCAUUGAACAGAGUCAGGAAAAGAACAGAAGCAAGAGUAGAAUUGUCAUAGAUGAUUCAUACCGUAGCAAGUCAAGUUGUGAUCUGUCAGGGUUAGUGACAGAGCCAAAUCUUUCAGGGCGUUCACACACUUUAACCUUCUCUUCAAAUGAGACUUUAGAUGAUGAGCCGUCAAAUACAGGGAAACAAAACCAGUGGCUUAGUAGGCCAAUUUCUGAAUGGACAACACAGCAGGUAUGCCAUUGGCUAAUGGGAAUGAACAUGGAGCAGUACAUCGCAGAAUUCACAAGCAAGAAUAUAGAUGGACAACAGUUAAUGCUGCUUGACAGUGAUAAGUUGAAGACCCUGGGAGUAUCCAGUCAAAAUGACCGAUCAACAAUAAAGAAGAAAAUAAAAGAUAUUAAAAAAGCACAAGAAAAACUGGAGAAACAGAAAGAAAAAUUUCAAAAGAAAGAGAGAGAAGUUCGAAGAGCUGGCAGAGUGGUGGCCACUGUAGAAUCAAGCUGCUAAAAUGAUUUGAUGCCAUAUUCAACUCCUUACUCUGGUGUAGUCUCAAGGGCUAAAGUGCAGCUAUACCAGUGUAAUGCUUAAUUAUCUUUAUCUUAUCAGACUUUACUUCAGCUUGAAGAAGUGUAAGAAUUGUAUAUUAUUGUAAAAUUUCAGAGGGGGGAAAUGAUAGUUUUACAACAUAGGCUUUUUUUUACCUCCAAUUUCCAUAAUCCUUCCCCAUUUAUAUGAUUCAUUUAAAUGAAAUAUUUUCAGUCUUUUAUAUCUAGCUCAUUAACUUGUACUAAUGGAAAGUAAAUUAACUGUCAUAAGUAAUGUGUAUAUAAGUGUCUGGCUGUUCUAACUCCCUGAAGUGUCUAUGGAAAGUGGUAUAUACAGUUUUUGAAAAAUAGGGUGUGACACAAAUUACAGUAUAAUGUUGGGUGGUUUCUGGUAUAGAAACAAUAUCAGGUCAUUAUGUUCUGUUGGAGAUAGUUUGUUGCCACUAGUGUUGUAUAGAGAAAAAUUAAGUUUUAAAAAGUAAUAGAAAAUUAAUUUAAUCAAAUGUAAUGAAGUGUUUAAAAUCCUGUAUUUUCCAGAGUUCAUUUUAAAUUCAAAACGUAUUGUAGUAAUAUAAUUCAUGACUUGUACUUGUAUCUUACUUUCU
This is a messenger RNA of Elgaria multicarinata webbii, 5184 nucleotides long. Its product is annotated as neurabin-1-like. NCBI's taxonomy places the organism in Eukaryota, Metazoa, Chordata, Lepidosauria, Squamata, Anguidae. Gene Ontology annotation, cellular component: postsynaptic density; dendrite; cytoplasm. The transcript has 19 exons. Bases 414 to 4541 code for a protein of 1375 amino acids. Gene Ontology annotation, molecular function: actin filament binding. The record is from RefSeq and is a predicted model, not a curated record. Gene Ontology annotation, biological process: calcium-mediated signaling; neuron projection development; actin filament organization.